Messenger RNA from Paraglomus brasilianum, 1938 nucleotides. Lineage: Eukaryota; Fungi; Glomeromycota; Glomeromycetes; Paraglomerales; Paraglomeraceae. The record is from the annotation of a GenBank genome assembly.
AUGCCCUUCACAGGGAUUCCGACGACUGUUCAAAUAAGACCCAAUCGUGACCUACUUAAUCCUACAUUUGAAGGUUACAAACUUAAGCUUUUGAAUGAAGACGAAUGCAUAAUACGAACAGAUCUUCCUGCGCCAGGAAUCAGCAUUCAGAUGGUACCUUCUGGUACCCAACUAUCAUAUAAAGAAGUACAGAGUCGUGUGCUGUAUAACCACCUGUUUAGCGGAUAUAAUUUGGACGAAGGAAAAGGCGCGGCAUUCUACUUUGAUUCUGACCUACGGCUUGUGCUUGUGGAAUACAACUCGGUAAAAUCCAACACUGUCACGACGCAUAAUUUGACUGAAAUAUCCAAAUCGGUGUCAGAUACGUCAAACAAAGAAUAUCCCUCGCUACGUGCAUUAUCUCCAACGCUUGUACUAGUAUCAGAUGGAUCGGGUGGAAUUUACCUCGUCAAACUAAUUGAGAACUCUGAUUUUCCUGGAUAUCGCGGUGAAAUUAUCUGUGCAACUGCAUUCUACGGUCACGUUUUAGACGAUAAUGGAUAUGAGUUUGUUUCUGAUUUAAAACCGACACCCUGUGUCUUAUUGGACGCCAAGAUCAUAGGAGAAGGCGAGAAUGCGUAUAUAUUGUAUAUGGUAUAUAAUACAGCAUUUCGUUCUAAUCCCACUUCAGAAGAUAUACAGCGAGGGGCAAUCCAAACGUUGUUUGAUGUUUCUUUAGUCGAGUUGGCCGUGAAACCCCCGUAUCGGUCACAAAUCGUCAACGCCCUUCGUGGACCUGACAUACCCCUUUAUUGUUCAAUCGAUUCGCAUGGAGAUGGAUAUGUAAUUGGUAGUACCAUUGGGUAUGAAGUCCUUAGACCGACUGAAACUAGACAACAGGGUGAAUUGGAUAAACAGAAAAGAAAUCAGUCACAGUCAUCAAGUGCUGGUGAACAGAAACCACCACCAUACGUUUGGCAACAGACAUCAUCGGACGUCACGGUAUGUUUCCAAUUACCCCAUGGAACGCCUGGGGCGGCCAUUAACUAUCAUUUCACGAGAACACAUUUAUCUUUGACUGUCAAUCUUUCCAACAAUCCGCCAGCUCCAAGCUCUACUACAGAAACAUCUAUACCACAAUAUGUUUUCACUCCUUUCUUUGACUUUAUGGAGCCGGAAUCCUCUCUCUGGACGAUAGAAACAAAAAUAGGGUUGCUUACCUUGCACAUUGAAAAAAAACAUCACGGUACGCGAUGGACGCAUGUAUUCCAACACGAUGAUGGAGUCUUAGAGACACUAGACCCAAAUGAAUUCGCCGAAUUUCGUGAACGGUUGGAAAGAUAUACUACCGGAAUGUUGGAUGACGGUGGUCCAGAAUCGUUCAAUCCUCUUCAGCAUCCGAUUGGACACGAAAUAGAGGAAUCGAUCGAUUACGAAGGACAAUCCGUUAUUUUUGCUUGGGUUGAUAGGGAAGGAGUAGUUGGUGCGAAAACUAUUGGAAGCGAUCAUGAAUUUUUGUGUCGCCAAUUUGAACAUUGGCAAAAGAAAGAUCAGACCGGACUACCUUCCGUAUGCUUGAAGCACGAUGUGGAUGGACUUGUAUAUGCUAUUUCUCAUAAUGCCGACAAUCGUUCAUCAACAUCAACAAGCUCCUCACCCUUGGCUAUCGAUCAUGUUGCGACGUUCAAUGCAUUUGGCUUUGUUCAGGCAUCCAAGCGCGAAAAGAGGUGUAUGUAUCACGAUCCCAACCACCGCUUUGUCGUCAUUCUCGAGGGCAGUCGGCAUGCAUUUAUUUAUCAGAGCCAUGGGCCCAAAAAUAUUCACGACCAGCAACUUAUUGUUGACGUCGCCGGAAGGGCGAGUAAUGCUGAUAUUAUCGGUAUUCAAAUGGUUGGUGAUGGAAUAAUUCUGGUUCUCACUUCAAAGCACCUUGUGCUUAUUAACUUGAGUCAAGAAUGA